Molecule: messenger RNA, 281 nt
Organism: Colletes gigas
Lineage: Eukaryota; Metazoa; Arthropoda; Insecta; Hymenoptera; Colletidae
Gene: Dsk
Exons: 2
Coding region: 3-281 (92 amino acids)
Source: RefSeq, a predicted model, not a curated record
AUAUGAACUUAACCUUUGCUCUGCUUUGCACGAUGACGGUUAUCUGGUUAUUCUGCGCCAAUUGCGAGGCGGCUCCAGAACUCAUUAGCAAUGUGUAUCGAAAGUUCCGUAGCCACCCUUUGCUACGGGGGUACACCGUGGAAAGUUCCCUAGACGAGGACAACGAUUUCGUGGAUCUGAAUAAACGACAACAAUUCGACGAUUAUGGUCACAUGAGAUUCGGUAAACGGGAACAAUUCGACGAUUAUGGUCACAUGCGGUUUGGCAGGCGCCACGAAUAA